Molecule: messenger RNA, 2747 nt
Organism: Coregonus clupeaformis (lake whitefish)
Lineage: Eukaryota; Metazoa; Chordata; Actinopteri; Salmoniformes; Salmonidae
Product: serine/threonine-protein kinase B-raf-like
Biological process (GO): protein phosphorylation; signal transduction
Cellular component (GO): plasma membrane; cytosol; mitochondrion
Molecular function (GO): protein kinase activity; ATP binding
Source: RefSeq, a predicted model, not a curated record
ACUAGCCAGCUACAUGAGUUGAAUCUGUCUCCCCCUCCUGUCUCCUCUCCUCGAUUCUUUUCCACUCAGUUGCUCGCAGUUUAAAAUGGCGGCGUUGAGCAACGCCGAGUCCCCACCGCCCGUCUUCAACGGUGACACGAUGGACCGAGACCCGGAGCGGGAGCGGGGACUGGACGAGCUGGGAGCCUGCCUGGACCCGGCCUGUUCGGUGGGAAUCCCGGAAUGUCCGCAGGACGAGGAGAUCUGGAAUAUCAAACAGAUGAUCAAGCUGACACAGGAGCACUUAGAGGCACUGCUGGACAAGUUUGGAGGAGAAUGUAACCCCCCGUCCAUAUAUCUGGAGGCCUAUGAGGAGUACACCAGUAAGCUUGAUGCUCUGCAGCAGAGGGAACAGCAGCUCCUGGAAGCCAUGGGGAACGGGACAGACUUCUACUCCUCCUCCCCUACGCCCCCUUCCCUCCUGGAUGGGGUACGAGCUGUUUUGGGGGAUCCGGGCGCCCAGGCCCUCCUCCCCUCCGCCACCAACUCCCCUGGCUGUCCUCCAGACCCCUACGACGGACGUGCCAACCCCCGCUCCCCUCAGAAACCCAUCGUCAGGGUGUUCCUGCCCAACAAACAGCGGACCGUGGUCCCAGCCCGCUGUGGCAUGACUGUCAGAGACUCGCUGAAGAAGGCUUUAAUGAUGAGGGGCCUAAUCCCAGAGUGCUGUGCGGUCUACAGGAUACAGGAUGGAGAGAAGAAGCCUCUAGGCUGGGACACAGACAUCUCCUGGCUGACGGGGGAGGAGCUACACGUGGAAGUGCUGGAGAACGUUCCGCUGACCACACACAACUUUGUGAGGAAGACGUUCUUUACGUUGGCGUUCUGUGAUUUUUGCCGGAAGCUUCUGUUCCAGGGGUUCCGAUGUCAGACGUGUGGCUAUAAGUUCCAUCAGCGCUGCAGCACAGAGGUGCCGCUCAUCGCCAACUACGACCAGCUGGAUUUGUUGCUGGUGUCCAAGUUCUUUGAGCACCACCCCAUCACCCAGGAGGAGGUGUCAUCAGAGGGCACCACCCCCGUGUCCGAGGUCUGCCCCUCACUGCCCCCGUCCGACUCCACUGGGUCCCUGUGCCAUGCCAGUGUGUCCCCGUCCAAGUCCAUCCCGAUCCCCCAGAAUUUCAGGCCCGGAGAAGAGGACCACAGGAACCAGUUUGGCCAGAGAGACCGCUCCUCCUCCGCUCCCAAUGUCCAUAUCAACACCAUCGAACCCGUCAACAUAGACGACUUGAUUCGAGACCAAGGUUUACAGAGGUCAGAAGGAGGGUCGACCGCAGGGCUGUCGGCCACGCCCCCGGCCUCGCUGCCUGGCUCAUUGACCAAUGUGAAGGCUCCUCAGAAGUCUCCGUGUCCACAGAGAGAGAGGAAGUCCUCGUCCUCGUCUGACGACCGCAAUAAGAUGAAAACCCUGGGCAGACGGGACUCUAGCGAUGACUGGGAGAUCCCAGAAGGUCAGAUCACCCUGGGUCAGAGGAUAGGAUCUGGAUCCUUUGGGACCGUCUUCAAGGGCAAGUGGCACGGUGACGUUGCGGUGAAGAUGUUGAACGUUACAGCUCCCAACCCACAGCAGCUACAGGCCUUUAAGAACGAAGUGGGAGUCCUCCGGAAGACGCGUCACGUCAACAUCCUGCUGUUCAUGGGCUACACCACCAAGCCUCAGCUAGCCAUCGUGACCCAGUGGUGUGAAGGCUCCUCCCUCUACCACCACCUACACAUCAUAGAGACCAAGUUUGAGAUGAUCAAACUGAUAGACAUCGCCCGGCAGACCGCACAGGGCAUGGAUUACCUGCACGCCAAAUCCAUCAUCCAUAGAGACCUGAAGAGCAACAACAUCUUCCUGCACGAGGACCUGACCGUGAAGAUCGGAGACUUCGGCCUGGCCACUGUGAAGUCACGCUGGAGCGGCUCCCACCAGUUUGAACAGCUCUCUGGCUCCAUCCUGUGGAUGGCCCCAGAAGUGAUCCGCUUGCAGGAUAAGAACCCAUACAGCUUCCAGUCUGACGUUUACGCCUUCGGGAUAGUUCUCUAUGAGCUGAUGUCCGGGGCUCUGCCCUACUCCAACAUCAAUAACAGAGAUCAGAUAAUCUUCAUGGUGGGUCGGGGCUACCUGUCUCCUGACCUCAGUAAGGUGCGCUCCAACUGUCCUAAAGCCAUGAGGAGGCUGAUGGCUGACUGUAUGAAGAAGAAGAGGGAGGAACGACCCCUAUUCCCUCAGAUCCUGGCGUCCAUUGAGCUGCUGGCGCGUUCUUUACCCAAGAUCCACCGCUCCGCUUCGGAACCCUCACUGAACCGAGCCGGGUUCCAGACGGAGGACUUCAGCCUGUACGCCUGUGCAUCCCCCAAAACCCCGAUACAGGGGGGAUACGGGGAGUUUUCAGCAUUUAAAUAAGACGCUGAUCCAGAUUCCGCCAGUCAGCCAGUCCAUCCCUCGUCACUCUUCAACCAGUCUUGUGUUCCUGCGGUGGAUUACUUCAUCCAUUAACCAAAAAACAAACAUACUAGUCUCAAAGAACGUCAGUUUUCCUCUUUCAACACCUGAAGACAGACGGACAGAUAGACAGACGGCCUCUUCCUCUCUCCGCCCCACGCCGCGGGAGUUCUAAAGAUUAUACCAGCUCCGCUGGGGAAUCACCACAUCGAAAAAACUCAACUACAAAAUCUGUUUUUAAACAGGAAAACUUGAAUAACACAUAACAGGAUAAACAAAUGAA